UUUCCAAUAUCUGGCCUUUCAAGCCUCUCAAAACUGUUGGUGCCGCAGCCACUGCAGUCCCCUUUUCACAACGUCACAUGUCCUUCGGAAUCUGGAAAUAUCGUCCAUUUGAACCACAAUGUCUAUCCAGGUGACAGAAGCGGACCAGGUUAAACAGUUUAAAGAAUUUCUUGGCACCUACAACAAACUCACCGAGAACUGCUUCAUGGACUGUGUGAAGGAUUUUACCACAAGAGAAGUCAAGUCAGAGGAGUCCACCUGCUCGGAGAGCUGCCUUCAGAAGUACCUAAAGAUGACCCAACGCAUCUCCAUGCGCUUCCAGGAGUACCACAUCCAGCAGAACGAAGCCCUGGCUCAGAAAGCAGGCUUAAUAGGACCACGGUAGACAAAUUCUGCCCUUUACACGCCAGGAGUCGCCCAUCCAGUCUGGUCCCAACUCAAUGUGAAUCAGUGGAUGGCUAACACCAGCCACAAACUUGUCCACCUCCUCUACUUCUUAGGCUGGGGCUGAUGACUGCUUGGACACUUUUAUCCAGAAAAGCCUGAUCAUGAUGUAUGAGAUCAUGUUGAGUUGCGAUCCAGAACAUGAGAUAAAAAUAAAAUAGCUACUUUUGUUUUUAUUAAAGUCUGAUUGUUGAAUAAGGUAAUGACAAUCCUGGGUAUUAGUUUGUCUCCUUUAUCCUAUGAUAAUGUUUCUGCACCAUUCAUUAAACUAAAUUGUACAUUGGCAUACUGCUAAAUUA
Messenger RNA from Oncorhynchus nerka (sockeye salmon), 743 nucleotides. RefSeq names its product translocase of inner mitochondrial membrane 9 homolog (gene timm9). The record is from RefSeq and is a predicted model, not a curated record. The coding region runs from base 119 to 385 and encodes 88 amino acids. Lineage: Eukaryota; Metazoa; Chordata; Actinopteri; Salmoniformes; Salmonidae. The transcript is spliced from 4 exons.